This is a messenger RNA of Phialemonium atrogriseum, 1266 nucleotides long. Its product is annotated as IMP-specific 5'-nucleotidase 1. The transcript is spliced from 5 exons. Lineage: Eukaryota; Fungi; Ascomycota; Sordariomycetes; Cephalothecales; Cephalothecaceae. Gene Ontology annotation, molecular function: magnesium ion binding. Gene Ontology annotation, biological process: inosine salvage; nicotinic acid riboside biosynthetic process; nucleotide metabolic process. Bases 1 to 1266 code for a protein of 421 amino acids. The record is from RefSeq and is a predicted model, not a curated record.
AUGACCAGCCGUUACCGCGUUGAAUAUGCGCUCAAAACCCACAGGAGGGAUCAAUUCAUAGAGUGGGUCAAGGGACUACUCGCGGUGCCGUUCGUGCUCUACUCGCAGCCAACCGGUGUCUUCGACGGCCAGGGAACCAGUCUCGUCAAGGCCAAGGAAGAGGCCCACCGGCGGUACAGUGAGAUUCUUCGGGACGUCGAGUUUAUGAUCGAUGACUACAUCACGCACCAGAAGGAUGACAAUCCCUUCCCCUCCAAGCUCAAGCUCCUUGUGCCCAGCAUUGGGAAUUUCUUCACCCGGCUUCCCCUCGAAGCGGCGUUCAAGUAUCAGGACCGGAAGAGAUACAUUUCCUCCCGGCGCUUCGUCUCCCCCUCUUUCAACGAUGUCCGCCUGAUCCUCAACUCGGCACAGAUCAUGGCUGUCACAACAUACGGGACACUGCAGCUAGCAACCUUUGACGGAGAUGUGACUCUUUACGAUGACGGCGAGAGCCUGGAACCCACCAGUCCCGUGAUUCCCCGUUUGAUAGAUCUCCUCCGCAAGAACGUAAAGGUAGGCAUAGUGACGGCCGCCGGCUACACCACGGCGGAGCGGUACUACUCUCGCCUGCACGGGCUCCUCGACGCCAUCGCGCUGUCGGCGGAGCUCUCGCCGUCGCAGAAGCAGAACCUAAUCAUCAUGGGCGGCGAGGCCAACUUCCUGUUCGAGUUCAGCGCGGGGUCGCCGCACCUCCUCGAGCCCGUGGACCGGUCCCGCUGGCUCACGCCCGAGAUGGCGGCGUGGUCCGACUCGGACAUCGCGGCGCUGCUCGACGUGGCCGAGGCGGCGCUGCGCGACUGCGUCCGCACCCUCAACCUCCCCGCGACGGUGAUGCGCAAGGACCGCGCCGUGGGCAUCGUCCCGACGGGCGGGCCCGACGUGCGCAUCCCGCGCGAGUCGCUCGAGGAGACGGUCCUCGUGGUGCAGAAGAUCCUCGAGGUCGGCGCCGCCGCCGCGGGGAGGCGCGUGCCCUUCUGCGCCUUCAACGGCGGCCGCGACGUCUUCGUCGACAUUGGCGACAAGAGCUGGGGCGUCGCCGUGUGCCAGCGCUGGUUCGGCGGCGUCGCCGCCGCCGACACCCUGCACGUCGGGGACCAGUUCCUCAGCGCGGGGGCGAACGACUUCCGCGCCAGGAGCGUCGGGACCACCGCCUGGAUCGCGAGCCCCGCCGAGACGGUCGAGCUGCUUGAUGAGUUGGCUGAUCUCAUGGGGAAGAAGCUGUCGUGA